AUGCCUAGCUUUGCGUGGUGUCACGCACAGCAGUUCUUUUACCAUCGCGACCCCUUUUAUUCCUUCCAUGUUUCACAUCGCAUCAUGAAUCGUUCUUUCAAUCUGCUAGGGAUGCUUUUUCUAUGCGGCCGAGUGCAAUCCAUUUUGAUGUUGAAAUCGACGCAGUCCUGUCGACAGCAUUCGGGAUUGCCAACGACAACCCUGCCCCCAAUCUCACGUCGGCAAGUGUUGCAACGGAUCGCCAUCGCGACUACCGUAUCCUGUACAGUCCUGCUGUGUCCUUUCCAACGUGCCGUUGCGGCGGAAAUGAACGUUGGGGCACCUGUGCCCGUCUUUCGCGCUACCGCUGUCGGACGAUCCGAAUACACCAACAGCAUCACGGCAUCUCGCGAUACGAACAUUUCCCCACAGGAAGCGUACGACGUCAUUCUACAGCAGAUUCCCAAAGCUCGCACAGCGACAGGGACGACGCAAGUACAGUCUCCGCCAAUUGCACUCGAUUUGGGAGCCGGGGCAGGAUUGUCCACGGCUGUCCUGUACCAGGACCUUGGCUAUCGUCGAAUCGACGCGGUCGAUUGGAGUGCCGACGCUUGGGAUGCCAACGUGGUGGCACCUGUCCCGGAAUCGGUGAAGUUCUACCAGGCAUCCGAUCAAGCCUUUUUCGAUCGAUUGGAUGAAGGACGACGUCAGCAACCAGAACAAAAACCAACCAGUCAGGAUGCAAAUGAACCAUCUCUUCAGACUCGUCGGGACGCAUACAGCUACGACGUGAUUGUCUACAAUUUUGCCGUCAAUCCGCAAAAGGCGAUCAAGGUGGCAAAGCAACGAUUGAAACCGGACGGGCUGUUGCUGGCACCCGUCAACGAUAAGGCCGACUACUGGUACAAACAGUCUUAUUGGGUCGUCGACGCCUCCGGCACGGUCGUAUGGACAUCCCGACCCGAAGUAGGUGCCUGGAGCGUCCAAUUCCAACCCGAUGUUACCAGUGAUACCUGCACCGGUAUUUGGUGCGGUAACUUCAACGGAUUCGCUGCCCGCCGAUGACAGACGCGUAACAACUUUGUUUACUGCUACCUCCAGUGAGCGAUUGUGGAAUAUUGAGCACCCCGAUGUAGGGCGGAAUGCCACCAGUCACGAGGUUGGUAAUUGAUGUACCACAGGCGAUGAGAGAGCGAAUGGCUUAACACCAUACCUUGCUAGCCGCCUUACUGGCACUCACACUCACCCGUUCUUAAAAACCGGUCUAGCUCAUUUAGC
Phaeodactylum tricornutum CCAP 1055/1 is the source of this 1257-nucleotide messenger RNA. RefSeq lists its product with no specific name. NCBI's taxonomy places the organism in Eukaryota, Bacillariophyta, Bacillariophyceae, Surirellales, Neidiaceae. The transcript has a single exon. The coding region runs from base 1 to 1044 and encodes 347 amino acids. The record is from RefSeq and is a predicted model, not a curated record.